AUCAUCAUUUAUAUACAACUGAUAAGGAAAACGAGGACUCCCGACUCAUCUUGGACUCUCCGAUUUGCUCUCUCCUGAGAUUCUUCUUCAAUAUACAAAUUCUCUAUUCUCUCCUUCACUCCCCGCCGCCGGCCACAUGGAUUUCUUCAAGUCCGUCUUCUCCGACGACGACGACGACUCCACCUCCCUCCCCCAACCCGACCCGAACUCCCCUACCACCGGCGCGUGGAGCUUCGGAGGUCUGAUGACCACCCUGGCGACAAAAUCCGAGUCGGUGCUGCAGACCUACCGCCGCGAUCUCGCCGAGCUCGGAUCCGGCCUCAAGAAGGAGACGGCGGUGAUCCGAGAGGUGGCCUCACGCGCCGUCAAGGAGCUUCCUGCUUCGCUCGAGGUUGGCGCGUCGGUGGCUCAGGUCUCGCUGGAGUCGGUGGGGCAGGCGAUCGACGACAUCGGAAGCACCGUCUGGAAGUCGACGGCGGAGAUCAUCUCCCACGGUAGGGAAGCUAUUUUGCCUGAUGAAAGUGAAUCUGAUAAUAACAAUUGUGAAGAUAAUGAUAGGAGGUUGAGUAGUAGUGGUAGUGAUUUGAGGAGGUACAGUAGGUUUGAAGCUCAGGUUAGGGCCAUUCAGGGGAGUAUGAGUACUUACUUGGAGGAAGUUGAGGAUUUGGAGAGCUAUAGGGAGUGGAAAUUAGGGUUUGUGUUGGAGGAAAAAGCCGAGGAAAUCGAGAGUUUGGUGAGGGAGAACGGAGUGAUUGGGGAGAUUCGUGAGGAAAUUGUGCCCGGGAAGGUUGAUGAUGGGAGCUUUUGGAGUAGGUAUUUUUAUAGAGUGCAUAAGUUGAAGGAAUUGGAGGAUGCUAGAGCUAAGCUUGUGAAGCGCGCCAUUUCCGGUGAUGAGGAGGAUUUGAGUUGGGAUUUCGAUGAGGAGGAGAAGGCUGGUACUAGUGGGAGUGUGGAGUUGGAUGAGGGGGACCGGAGUUGUGAAGUAGUUAAGGAGUCGGAUGAUGCUGUGGGUGCUGAAAUUGUGCCGAGGCAGUCUGUGAGCAGUGACAAGUCGGAGGCGAAGUCGGAUUCGUGCAAAGAGAGCGAUAUUUCGAUUGUUUCCAGCCAGCCUUCGAUGCCGGGGGAAGAGGAUCUGGGGUGGGAUGAGAUUGAAGAUAUUGGAAGCAGUGAUGAGAAGAAAGGGGAGGCUGUUGGGAGCACAAGUAGAGUUGAUUUGCAUAAGAGGCUUAGUGCUGCAGAGGAAGAGGAGGAUUUGAGCUGGGAUAUUGAAGAUGAUGAUGAAGAUGGUGCUACUAAAUCAUGAUAAAACAAUGUUCUCUAUGAUAAUUGUUGUUCGUAUAGUAUGUACAUAAUUGUUCUCAACAUAUGUUCUUUACAGUACAUAAGUGAUUGCAUUCACAUGAAUGACACAUAUUAUAGUUCAAUAUAGAAAAUUUGGUUUUUCGUUUGAGUUCAUCCUGAAGCAGUCCUUGCACCCUUAUGUGUAUCUUUUUGCAGAACAUGUUGGUUUUAUGAUUCUUAAACUAAGUCGAGAUGUUUUGCCAAUGUUCCUCUCUGAUAAAUAGACUUUCAGUGAAAGCAAUGGAAAAGAUUAUGUCAAUCGAUUCUUUGCUCUGAUCAUGGUGAAAGCACUUCAUUUGUGGAUGAGUACCUCUGCCAUAUUCAGGUAAGCUCAUUUAGUUUUUAAAGUGUGUUUUGCUCUUUGAAAUUCAAGUUGAAAAGCUCAUCACCGUGUUGGCACUCCCCCUUCAUGGGGUGCUGAAUAUCUGA
Molecule: messenger RNA, 1770 nt
Organism: Argentina anserina (silverweed cinquefoil)
Lineage: Eukaryota; Viridiplantae; Streptophyta; Magnoliopsida; Rosales; Rosaceae
Product: protein DOS2
Exons: 1
Coding region: 137-1303 (388 amino acids)
Cellular component (GO): cytoplasm
Source: RefSeq, a predicted model, not a curated record